This is a messenger RNA of Arabidopsis thaliana (thale cress), 1879 nucleotides long. RefSeq names its product sterol methyltransferase 1 (gene SMT1). The record is from RefSeq and is marked reviewed. The transcript has 14 exons. The coding region runs from base 376 to 1386 and encodes 336 amino acids. Gene Ontology annotation, biological process: steroid biosynthetic process; sterol biosynthetic process. Gene Ontology annotation, molecular function: S-adenosylmethionine-dependent methyltransferase activity; sterol 24-C-methyltransferase activity; methyltransferase activity. Lineage: Eukaryota; Viridiplantae; Streptophyta; Magnoliopsida; Brassicales; Brassicaceae.
UAGUAGGUAGAUUCAAUCUUUGAUCUAGAUUUAAAACCAAUUAACCACUCGAAUGUCGCGCCUGUUCUUGGUAGGUGGUGAGAUUCUAUAGUAAAGGUUUUAUUUUAUACUAGAAUAAAUUACGAGAUAGUGGAGAAUAUGCUUAACACUAGAGAGUAGAGUUAUAUAGGCUCUAAUUAUUUCAUAAUUAAUUUGGACAAGUAGAGAGGAUAUAAUGGUAAUACACUCUCAUUGCCAAGCUGGGAUUGACGGCUUGUGACCUCUCUAUCUUACUAGUUAUAAACUAAAGCCAGUCAGGUGCCUCUUUAGCUCUUCCCCACCACUCCGAUUCAUCUUUAUCCUCUCUCUCAUCUCGUCCGUUGUUGCAUAAGUGCUAUGGAUCUCGCGUCGAAUCUUGGUGGGAAGAUCGAUAAAUCCGAUGUUCUCACCGCCGUCGAAAAGUAUGAGCAAUAUCAUGUCUUCCAUGGAGGAAACGAGGAAGAGAGAAAAGCCAAUUAUACUGACAUGGUUAAUAAGUACUAUGACCUUGCUACUAGCUUUUAUGAGUACGGAUGGGGAGAAUCCUUCCAUUUUGCACAAAGAUGGAAAGGAGAAUCGCUUCGAGAGAGUAUUAAGCGACACGAGCACUUUCUUGCUCUUCAGCUUGGCAUCCAACCAGGACAAAAGGUACUGGAUGUAGGAUGUGGAAUUGGUGGACCGUUGAGGGAAAUUGCAAGAUUCAGCAAUUCAGUUGUUACCGGGCUCAACAAUAACGAAUACCAGAUCACCAGAGGCAAGGAACUAAACCGACUUGCAGGUGUCGACAAGACAUGUAACUUUGUCAAGGCUGACUUCAUGAAGAUGCCAUUCCCGGAAAACAGUUUCGAUGCAGUUUAUGCAAUAGAAGCAACUUGCCAUGCACCUGAUGCGUAUGGAUGCUACAAAGAGAUCUACAGAGUGCUAAAGCCUGGGCAAUGUUUUGCUGCCUAUGAGUGGUGUAUGACUGAUGCAUUUGACCCUGAUAACGCCGAACAUCAGAAAAUAAAGGGAGAGAUAGAGAUUGGAGAUGGUCUUCCUGACAUUAGGCUGACUACAAAAUGCCUCGAAGCUCUGAAGCAGGCCGGUUUUGAAGUGAUAUGGGAAAAGGAUCUGGCCAAGGACUCGCCGGUCCCAUGGUACUUACCUCUUGACAAAAAUCAUUUCUCACUCAGUAGCUUCCGCCUUACAGCUGUUGGACGAUUCAUAACCAAAAACAUGGUCAAGAUCCUUGAAUACAUAAGACUUGCACCUCAAGGAAGCCAAAGGGUCUCAAAUUUCCUGGAGCAGGCUGCGGAAGGAUUAGUCGACGGUGGAAGGAGAGAGAUUUUCACGCCAAUGUAUUUCUUCUUGGCCCGGAAGCCAGAGUAAGCGGAUGAGAGAUGGCGAUGGUCAUCGUAGGUCGAAUGAAGUGACAAAAUUUCUCAAUUUGCAGUCUUAUUUUCUAUGUUUAUCGGAUUUGUUGCAGAGUUUCUUAUUCACCAACUAUAUUUUGGAUGUUCGUAACAUGUCACGUGUUGUUCAUGUGCACUCUGCCUGAAAUCUGAAUCAUGUGCACAUGCCCAAAAUAUCUUGGAAUCUUUCUUUCUCUUUAGAUCUCAAAAACCUUUUUCUUUUGUCGUUUUAUGCCAAGAUUCAAAAGUGGGGCCUCCUGAUUCCUGAUAUUUUGCUGACACCACCUCCUUUGUCCGCUCCUUUAAUGAUAAGGGAGAAUCUUUGUUUUUCCUCCAUGGUUUUUUGUUUUGUUUUUUAACACUACCUCUCCAUAGAUCUGAUUAUAAAAUUCUCUUGAAUUCAAUUCUCUGUCUUUGAUAAAGGAGAAACUAAUUUGUUGAUCGUGGAUUGAAUUAUGACAAGUCAGAGG